Molecule: messenger RNA, 1826 nt
Organism: Rosa rugosa (rugosa rose)
Lineage: Eukaryota; Viridiplantae; Streptophyta; Magnoliopsida; Rosales; Rosaceae
Product: geraniol 8-hydroxylase-like
Exons: 2
Coding region: 113-1612 (499 amino acids)
Molecular function (GO): heme binding; monooxygenase activity; oxidoreductase activity, acting on paired donors, with incorporation or reduction of molecular oxygen
Source: RefSeq, a predicted model, not a curated record
AUAUGGAGUCACAUGCUUCCGAGUCUCAACUUUCAUUUUCAUCUGCUGAGACGAGAGAUCAGAUCUCACUCUCUCUCUCUCUCUCUCUCUCUGCUGAAGGAUCAGAAGAGAGAUGAACUUCUGGAGUGCUUUCGUUUACCUUAUCCUCACCUGGACAUUGAUCCAAGCCCUCCUCUACUCAAUUUCAAGAGCCAAAAACACCUCCAAAAAGCUUCCACCAGGUCCAAAACCGCUUCCAAUCCUCGGAAACCUUCUCCUACUUGGUGACAAACCUCACAAAUCUCUUGCCAAACUUGCCCAAAUUCAUGGCCCUUUAAUGUCCCUAAAACUUGGACGAGUGACCUCCAUAGUUGUUUCUUCAUCAGCCAUGGCCAAACAAGUCAUGCAAACCCAUGAUCAAUUCUUCUCCAACCGAACAAUCCCCGAUUCCAUUCGAGCCCUUGAUCACCACAUUGUUGGCUUGCCAUGGAUCCCUGUCUCACCCCUCUGGAGAAACCUUAGAAAAAUAUGCAACACUCAGCUAUUUGCCAACAAGAUGCUUGAUGCUAACCAAAACCUGCGACGCAAAAAAGUGGAGCAACUCCUUGAAUCAGUCCAUAAAAGCAGCCUGAGUGGGGAAGCAGUUGACUUUGGUUGGGCAGCUUUCACCACAACACUCAAUUUGCUCUCUAAUACAACUUUUUCAAUUGAUUUAGCAGACCCGAGUUCCAAAAUGGCCAGGGAGUUCAAGGAGAUGGUGCAUAAUAUUAUGAUCGAGGCUGGAAAACCAAACUUGGGGGACUAUUUUCCUGUGCUUAGGAAGAUUGAUCCUAAUGGCAGAAGAAGAAGAAUGACUAAGUAUUUUGGAAAGAUAAUAGAUUUAGUUGAAACAAUAGUUCAGCAGAGGUUGGAGCUGAGAAAAUCGACUGAAUCUGCAACAAAGAACGAUGUGUUGGAUACCCUUCUCACUAUUACAGAGGAAAACAGUGAGGAGCUCAACAAAAAUCAACUUUAUCAUUUCAUACUGGUUCUUUUUGUUGCAGGGUCAGACACAACUUCAUCCACAUUCCAAUGGGCAAUGGCAGAGCUCUUGCACAACCCUGAAGUUCUCUCAAAAGCACAAUUAGAGCUUAACGAAGUGAUUGGCAAAGGCAAUCCUGUUGAGGAAUCAGACAUUACUAGACUACCUUACUUGCAAGCCAUUAUUAAAGAAACAUUUCGUAUGCACCCUGCAGUUCCUUUGCUACUUCCCCGAAAAGCCGAAUCAGAUGUAGAAAUUGAAGGCUCCACAGUCCCAAAGGGUGCACAAGUGCUUGUUAACGCAUGGGCCAUUGGCAGAGACCCAAGUAUAUGGGAUGACCCGGAUUCAUUCAAGCCGGAGAGAUUUUUGGGGUCUGAACUUGAUUUUAGAGGCCGGAAUUUUGAACUUAUUCCAUUUGGCGCCGGCAGAAGAAUAUGUCCGGGUUUACCAUUGGCAAUCAGAAUGUUGCACUUAAUGUUGGGUUCUCUUAUCCAUUCCUUUGUUUGGAAGCUUGAAGAUGGAGUUACACCAGAGAACAUGAACAUGGAUGAUAAGUUUGGACUCACCCUAGAGAUGGCUAAACCCUUGAGAGCUAUCCCUAUCCCUCUGUGAAAAUUGUUGCACAAGUAUUUUGUUUUGCUAUUCCUGUCCCUAAUUUCUCAGUUUCUCUUUUUCUCUAGUGCUGCACAUUAUAAUAAGUUUGGUCUGUAGACUCGGAUUGUCUGGAAAAAAUAAAAUUCUUGCAUGGAAAAGUAGAAGCAACUGAAACUGAUUGUUUCUCCAAUAAAAUCAGAUCAUUAAUUUCUAUGGUGGCUGCUUACUACAA